AUGAUCUGCACCGUCGCGAGCCUGGACCACCUUGUCCUCACCGUCCGCUCAAUCCCAGCCACAAUCGCAUUCUACCAGCGACUCGGUAUGCGCCACGAGACUUUCAGCCCACCCCUCACGCCAACUCUUGUCCGGCAUGCGCUCCUUUUCGGCCCCAGCAAGAUCAAUCUCCACGAGUCGGGAAACGAGUUUGAGCCCAAAGCUGCCAACGUUAUGCCAGGCAGUGCAGACAUCUGCCUCCUCGUCAACGAGGAUGUGGAAGUUGUGAGGGAGAACUUGGUCAAGGAAGGGGUGGAGGUGCUCGAGGGCGGUGGGGUCGUCCCGAGGACUGGCGCCAGGGGGAAGAUUAGGAGCGUGUAUGUGAGGGACCCAGACGGUAACCUUGUCGAGCUGUCAAACUACGCGGGUCAAGCGGCGGCUUGA
Apiotrichum porosum is the source of this 423-nucleotide messenger RNA. RefSeq lists its product as uncharacterized. Bases 1 to 423 code for a protein of 140 amino acids. Lineage: Eukaryota; Fungi; Basidiomycota; Tremellomycetes; Trichosporonales; Trichosporonaceae. The transcript has 2 exons. The record is from RefSeq and is a predicted model, not a curated record.